ACCAAUUUUAUUUUAGAGAAUGACGGGCGAGAUAGGGUGAACGUGACCACCAGGCAGCGAACAAUUGAAAAGAAGGUCGUACAGGACGCCGUCAUGGAAGACGCUGGGGAUGGCUCGGGGAUGUCACAAGAAACUGGGGCACGGGAGCAAGAGAAAGGUUAUGGGAAACCUGGAGAAGAGGCUCCGAUAGACAAAGCUGCGUCGGCCAAAAAUGAAUUUCGGUAUCAGAUGCCCAUUCUAACUAUGCCCGAGAUUGAUGACGCCCUUAGCAAGCUGCUAGGGACCAUGGUAUUGGUCUCUUUCCAAACCAUGUUGCAGGCAAGCCCCAGGCUCCUGAAAGGCCUUAGACAGCUACUGACGAGGCGAAGAAUAGAGGUAGAAGAAGGGCCGGAACAGCAAGAGGAAGAGAAGGAAGAGGAGGCACAACGAGAAGUCGCCAACUUCCAAAGGAUCCCCGGGAACCUGGAUGAGCUAGAGAAGGCCUUCGCAGACAUCCGGCUAAGCCUGCCAGACCGUGAAGGUGGCGAGGUUAUGAGGGCAGCACCAGGGAGAAAACUUAGCUUCCACACACUACCGCAAGUUGAAGGAGGUCUCCAAGUUGGAGAACAAGCUGUAGGAGUUGGAGAGUUGGCAGGAGGCGAUGUUACUCUUAGUGGAGCCAGAGCCCUGAGCCAGUUUGUUAAGCCACAUCUCCAUUUUAGUGGGGUUGUGCUGGCGAAGUGCCAUCGUGUCGACGUAGUGUUUUUUUUAGUGGGAUUGUGUCGUCGGAGUGCUGGCUUGACGGCCAUGGUUUAUUUCAAGGGGGAGCUGCUGUUCGAUUGGCGGCAUGACAACGGCGACAUUUUCAGUAGGGACACGCUGCAAAAUUUUGGGUUCCGAAGUGGGGAUGUUCCUGCUGAUGUAGCAGAACUGAUUGUUGUUAGGCAUGGGGAGACAAUUUCAAAUGCUGAUGGUCGUCUUCAGGGCCAAAGUGAAUCAGAGCUAAAUGAUGUGGGCUUGAACCAAGCAGACGCUAUCGCGGAGAGACUGGCACGAGGUGAUCUUCCAUUCACGGCGAUCUAUUCAUCUGACCUCAAGAGGGCUAUGGAUACGGCAAAAGUAAUCGCAGGGAAGACAGGCUGUGAGAAGGUUUUGCCUCAUGCAGGGUUGCGAGAGCGCUGCUUAGGUGUUCUGCAAGGUUUGCUGAGAAAGGAAGUGGAAACUUCACAUCCUGCAGCCUUCCGGGCCCUCAUCUCCAAAAGCUGGAAUGAAGCUAUCCCGGGAGGUGGGGAAAGCAGGGGCCAGUUAUCCAACCGAGUUCUGGAAGCAGGGGAGGAGAUUGCAAAAAGCCAUUAUGGAGAACGUGUAGUUAUUGUAACGCAUGGAGGGGUGCUUAACUGCUUUCACUACAAUGCAACAGGUAGAAAUGCUUCUGGGAAGGCUGUCAAUGCUGCAAUCAACAUCUUCCAGAUUGACAGAAAAGGGACCUGGAAAUUGGUGAGUGCCACGUCAGCAACAGUGCCACGUCAGCAGUGCCACGUCAACAGUGCCACGUCAGCAACAGUGCCAUGUCAGCAGUGCCAUGUUAGCAGUGCCACGUCAGCAACAGAGCCACGUCAGCAGUGCCCCACCACCAUGACGGUCUCAGUUCUGGCCAUGCCAGGCCAACUGGCCAAUGAGUCCGCUGCCAAGUACCGACGGCGGUUCGAAGCUCAGCUCGCACUGAUCGAGGCUAAGGAGCAGCGCCAGGUGGCAGCCGAGGCUGCUCGCCUACAAGCUGAAGCGCCGCACCGCGAAGACACGACGGAAGAGCAGCACAAGGAGUUCCUUGCCAAACUCGUGACCCGGUUGGAUUACACUUGUAACCACCUGCAGUCCGAGCUGGCGAAUCUUCGACGGGCGGUGCGGAACCACAAGGAUCUGCACGAGGAUGCCACAUGGGCACUUGAUUCCCGUGUACAGGACUUGGAGCAAGUUGCACCAAGACCAGAUGCUGGCGAGUCCAGCAGUGCACCCUCUACCCGCCAAUUGGAGGAACGAGUUGACCACGUAGUUGCAAUGCUCGGCGACAUCAGCACCUUCGCUGCACCAGCCACCACCAGCAUGCAGCUGGACACCUUGAAGAUCGAGCUUCAGCAACUGCACCAGCGGCCCAACAAGGAGGGCAACACCAGUGCGCAGCACUACAAGAUGCCGACAUUCCAAAUCGAAAAGUUCGAUGAUUAUACGCUGCUACCAACUCCGUUGAUGGACGCCGAAGUAGAGGUUGUCGACCUUCACGACUACAUUGUGAAGAUCGACCGCGAGUUCAAGACACAACGGAAAUCGCAGCCCACGCAAGUCACGUUGGCCGACGGUCACACGCACAAGUCAAUCGACCGGUGCAUUGAUGUCGUCCCCUUGUACUUCGCCCCGCAUGGAAGCGAGGUCGUGUCCUUCGACAUUUUGGACACCAAGUUCGACAUGAUCUUGGGCAUGUCAUGGCUGCGAAGCGAGGAUCMCCCGGUGAACUUCUACCGCCGCACCGUUCACGUUCGUGACCGGAACAGACUACUAGUCCCAUGCACGGUACCUCCUCCUCACCCUUCAAUCAGCUGCCAUGUGAUGUCCGCCGCAAGCAUUCGAGCUUCCAUCAUCAGGGAUGACAUCAAGGAGAUGGGGGUGUGUUUUCUCCACGCCCUCCCGCCCCAAGACAUUCCAUCGACGGAAUCACCACUGGACCCAUGCAUCACCGAGCUUCUUGACGCCUACGGCGACGUGUUUGAAGCCCCGCACGGAGUGGUACCGGAUCGGCCCAUCCGCCACGAGAUCAUCCUCGAGGCCGGGGCCAUACCUCCGCGUGGUUGCAUCUACUGCAUGAGCGAGGAGGAGUUAAGUGUGCUACGGGCACAACUCGACGAUCUUCUCGAGAAAGGCUGGAUUCGGCCUAGCUCUUCACCAUACGGUGCCCCCGUUCUCUUCGUCUGGAAGAAGAACAAGGAUUUGCGGUUGUGCAUCGAUUAUCACCAACUCGAGAUCCGGCAGGAGGACCACUACAAGACUGCGUUUAAGACGCAAUAUGGGCAUUUUCGAAUGGCUGGUUAUGCCUUUUGGCCUUACGAAUGCCCCGACCACAUUCCAAGCGGCUAUGACAACGGAUCUUGGAACAACACGACGGCGGCGACUGGCACCCCGAAGUAUUUCAGCCACAAAGUGCCUCCCAUCAAUUCACUUAAUGAUGCAAGGAAGAAGGAGCUGCUCGCGUUCGUGAUGGCUCUCAAGCGAUGGCGGCACUUCCUCCUUGGGCGUCGUAGGUUCACAUCGGUCACGGACAACAACCCAUUGACCUACUACAAGAUGCAGGAUACGGUGCGCAGCACGAUUGGACGAUGGAUGUACUUCAUCGACCAAUUUGACUUCACACCGAAACAUCUCGCCGGCCUCUCCAAUCGCGUAGCAGAUGAACUCUCGCGAAGACCCGACCUUUGCCCUAUGACACAUCAUGCCUUCGCAUUCGACGAGGAACUCCAGCGACACUUCAUCUGGGGCUAUGAGUCUGAUCUGGAUUUCGCCACGUUGUAUGCACAACUAUCUUCGGAUCACCCACCGGCAAGCCACUAUCGCAUUGUCGACGGGUACUUGCUCCUCCACUCGAGAGGCAAGGACUUAUUGUGUGUCCCACGAGACCGUUGUCUUCGGACUCGCCUUCUUGGUGGAUACCAUGACUCGCAACUGACCGGCCAUUUCGGAGUCAAUCGCACUAUUGCACGACUUCGGCAACGGUUUCGAUGGCUCGACCUCAUUACUGAUGUCACUCGGUAUUGCGACUCUUGUGAAGUUUGUCGACGAAGCAAGCCCCGCAACCGCAAUCCCUACGACGAGUUGCGCCCGAUGCCUAUCCCACGGGAACCCGGCCUCUCCAUUGCCAUGGACGUCACCGGUCUGUUUCCCCGCGACCGCCUCGGGCACGACGACAUCCUCACGGUCCCUGACCGUUUGAGUAAGUAUGCGCAAUUUCUUCCUUGCAAGUACUACGCCAUGGCUCCCGAACUUGCGCGCCUCUUACACACUGGCUGGAUUUGCAGCCACGGCGUGCCAGAAGACAUCGUCAGCGACCACGACACUCGCUUCAUGUCGACAUUUUGGACUUCUCUCAUGCAGGAAUCCGACACGAAGAUGAAACCAAGUUCGGCUUGGCAUCCACAAACGGACGGGCAAACGGAAAGGGCAUAUCAAACCGCUCAAAUGAUGCUUCGUACGCUCAUCCGUCCGGAUCAGAAGGAUUGGGUUGACAGCCUCCCCGACAUCGAGUUCGCCUACAACACUUCGUUGUAUCCGACGAUCGGCGUGACUCCAUUCGAGUUGCACCACAAUGGCCGGAAAGACCGUAUCUUCGCUGAUCUUCUCCUUCCACGAACAACCGACAUAGACGCUGCUUGCUCCCCCGCUUCCGUCCGGAAGUACAGGGAAUUGCUGGCUCAAGCCCGCGCGAACAUGCAAAAGGCUCAAGUCUGCAUGCAGCAGCAAGCCAACAGGCGUCGCGUGCCAUGUCCCAUCCGCGCCGGUGAUCUGGUGUGGGUCUCCGCGGAAGAGUUUGCACUUGAGCAGGAUGUUUCACGCAAACUGCUUCCCAAGUGGUUUGGACCAUGGCCCGUAACAUCAGCCGCGGGCGACGAGCCUGAUGGCCCCUCAUUUGUGAUCAACAUCCCCCCGCAUCUGACGGUCCAUCCAGUCUUCCAUGCUUCGAAGUUGGCGACAUAUACACCAGCUAAGAGCGACGACUUCUCGGGCUGAAGAUCGCAAGAUCCUCCAUCUAUAGAUGGUCAUCAGGAAGUUGACCGCGUCAUCACGGAUCGCAAGUACGGCAGCA
Messenger RNA from Chara braunii, 4828 nucleotides. The record is from the annotation of a GenBank genome assembly. NCBI's taxonomy places the organism in Eukaryota, Viridiplantae, Streptophyta, Charophyceae, Charales, Characeae.